Molecule: messenger RNA, 1964 nt
Organism: Lucilia cuprina (Australian sheep blowfly)
Lineage: Eukaryota; Metazoa; Arthropoda; Insecta; Diptera; Calliphoridae
Gene: Gabat
Product: 4-aminobutyrate aminotransferase, mitochondrial
Exons: 1
Coding region: 168-1634 (488 amino acids)
Biological process (GO): GABA catabolic process
Cellular component (GO): mitochondrion
Molecular function (GO): pyridoxal phosphate binding
Source: RefSeq, a predicted model, not a curated record
AUUUAGUAUUAAAUUGUAUUCCGUGUUGUUCAGUAUUUGGUAAAGAUUUUGUUGUUCAGUCGAAAUAUCGAUUAACAAACACAUUUGCUGGACAAAUAAGAAAUAAAUUUAAAUAAAUUUUAAUUGAAAUAUUAAAAAGAAAUAGACAAAAGAAAAGCGGAAUAACAAUGCGUGCUGCCUUAGGUUUAAAACAAGUAACUAGAGCUUCCACUUUGCAAAAUGUUAAACAUUUUGCCAGCUUAGCUGAGCCCAAGGAGCCCAUCCUUAAGACAGCCACUAUUCCUGGUCCCAAAUCUUUGGAAUUGAAGAAACAAUUGAGUGCCGUACAAAAUGCCGAAAGUGUACAAUUGUUUGCCGAUUAUGAACGUUCCACCGGUAACUAUUUGGCCGAUGUAGAUGGCAAUAUGCUGUUGGAUGUUUACACACAAAUUUCCUCUAUGCCUUUGGGCUAUAAUCAUCCUAGUUUGGUGAAUGUCUUCCAAAAUGAGGCCAAUCUCAAGUCGCUUAUCAACAGACCAGCUUUGGGUGUAUUCCCCAACAAGGAGUGGCCUGAAAAAUUGCGUAAUGUUUUGAUGGAAGUGGCUCCCAAGGGUAUGGAUAACUUGACUACCAUGAUGUGUGGUUCCUGUUCGAACGAGAAUGCUUACAAGAACAUCUUCAUGUGGUACAGACAGACACAACGUGGUGAAAAUGUUACCUUCACCGAGGAAGAAAAGAAUUCCUGUAUGGUUAAUAUGGCUCCCGGUGCUCCUAAAUUGAGUUUGUUGUCCUUCAAGGGUGCUUUCCAUGGUCGUACUAUGGGCUCUUUAUCCACUACUCAUUCCAAAUAUAUACACAAAAUUGAUGUUCCUUCCUUCGAUUGGCCUGUAGCUACUUUCCCUCAAUACCGUUAUCCUUUAGAGGAAAAUGUUGCCUAUAACCAGGAACAAGACAAACGCUGUUUGUCCGAAGUUGAGGAUCUUGUAGAGCAAUAUCGCAAAAAGGACAUUCCCGUAGCUGGUGUUGUUGUUGAACCCAUUCAAAGUGAGGGUGGUGAUAAUGAAGCUUCUCCCGAAUUCUUCCAAGGUUUACAACGCAUCUGCAAAGCCAAUGGCAUGGCCUUGUUGAUGGAUGAGGUACAAACCGGUGGUGGUGGUACUGGUAAAAUGUGGUGCCACGAAUACUUCAACUUGGAAUCUCCACCCGAUGUUGUUACCUUCAGCAAGAAAAUGCAAUUGGGUGGUUACUUCCACCACUCAUCUUUCCGCCCCAAAGAAGCCUAUCGUAUCUUCAACACCUGGAUGGGUGAACCUGCCAAAAUUCUUAUGCUUGAACAGGUCAUUAAGACCAUCAAACAGGAAAACCUUUUGGAACAGGUCAACAAGUCCGGCAAGGUUUUGAAGUCUGGUCUUUUGGAUUUGGAGAAAGAAUUCCCCACCAUUAUCAACUCUACCAGAGGUCGUGGUACCUACUUGGCCUUCAACUGCAAAAAUGCUCAAACCCGUGACGAUAUUAUCAAUAAAUUCAAAAUGCAUGGUCUUCAAACCGGUGGUUGCGGUGAUUUGGCUGUUCGCUUUAGACCCGCUCUCAUUUUCACCGAAAAACAUGCCAACAUUGUUUUGGAUCGUUUCCGCACAAUCCUUAAAGGAAUGUAAAUUUAAUUAACCGUUACGUACAAUUAUCUAAGCUCUGCAUACAUAUGUAUAAUUUAAUAUUAGGAAUAUACACACACAUACUUCUUGCACUCCAUGCUGCUUUUAGUCUCUUGCUAGCAACCAAAGAAGAAUAAAGAGAAAGAGAGAGAGAGACAUACAGAGUCAAAGAGUAUAUAUAAAGCAUAUUUUAAUUUAUUUAUGUUGCUUUAAUUUAGAGAGACAAUAAAUUAAUAAAUGUUGAUUGAAUAAAUUUGCUGGCACAAAAUAAGAAUAAAAUAAAAGAAAACAAAUACGAAAAUAACAAAUAAAAAAAAUUAUAAAAACUACAAA